AUGGUGAAUGCACCUAAGAACGACCUGGCAUCGGCCAAGAGGGUCGUGGUGAGGAACACUGUUUAUGUCAAGUGGUUUUAUAUGGACAAGCGUUAUGCUCAGGCACGCUUUGGUAGUAGAUGGUAUAUGAUCUUAACACCCACCAUCGUGAUGUCGGCAGAUCGAGAAAAGUCGAUGAGUACGGGGUCAACGAAUGUGUAUAAGAGAACAGUGGAAGCAGUUUGUUUUUCAAAUCUUGAGGGCAUCAAGAGCUCAAAGCAGAAUAAGUUUAGUUCACAGAUACUUAGAAUAGUGUCACAUGACGAGGAUGCAGGUGAUGACGAUUCACUCGUAAUCGCUGGACCUCCACGUGUACUUUUGCUGAGAGAACAAAAACGUGCAGAUAGAGCGAAGGCUUUGGCUACUACAGAUUUAGCCUUAAUCGAACCACAACAAUUAGCAAGCGUAGUCAAUCAGGAGACAGUACACAACAGUGAUCAGCAACAACAACGAACACAUACAAACACAGAGGACACACACGCAUCAGCAAAUACCUUACCAGCGCUGAAUGUACUACCCACGCCUGCUUCUAGUAUACAUAAUGCACUUACAGUCACCAGCACUGCGAACAUAACUGGAAAACCUACAGACAAGAACCUGGUAUUGGCUCCAACUCUUAUAAACAAUGAGAUACAAACAGUAAAUGACGCCAGUAUUGUUGUACUAAUGCCUUUGAACGUGGAACACAAAUACCCAGAGACAGCACCAAACCUGUCACACUACACGGGCAGACAUGGCACUGGGGUGAGGUAG
Molecule: messenger RNA, 792 nt
Organism: Sphaeroforma arctica JP610
Lineage: Eukaryota; Ichthyosporea; Ichthyophonida
Exons: 2
Coding region: 1-792 (263 amino acids)
Source: RefSeq, a predicted model, not a curated record